Fraxinus pennsylvanica is the source of this 3117-nucleotide messenger RNA. The record is from the annotation of a GenBank genome assembly. NCBI's taxonomy places the organism in Eukaryota, Viridiplantae, Streptophyta, Magnoliopsida, Lamiales, Oleaceae.
AUGAGAACGAGAACGAAAAGGCAAAGAGGCGACUGUUCCGGAGCACAGUCAACAUCAACCCCUUCCCCACCGGCGAUCUUCUUUGCCCCUCGUGCCUCUCCGGCUUCGUUGAAGUAUACCAAAACCCCAACCCAAGCAUACCCGACCCAUUUUCCUCGGACCCCCUCUCCAAUUUCCUCAGCCACUUUCUGUUACCUUCUGCGUCCACCUGUGUUGUCCUGCAAAACUCGAGAGGACAGCAGAAACAAGGUUCUUCUGCAGCUGCUGAACUGGAUGUUGGAGGCUGAAACUCUUAUCUGUUUAUGCGUAAUGAGUUCCCGAAAGAAGACACCUUUUCAGAAGCACAGAGAAGUCGAAGAGGCGAAGAAAAAAAGGGUGGAGGAUGAAACAGCUAGAUUAUAUCAAGAGUUUUUAGAAUCGUUUCAAGUGGAUGAUACGCCAGGGUCCAAGACCUUUGUCAGAGGUGGAACCAUCAAUCCAAACGAGAAGCUAAAGAAUGAUUCUGAAGGUGGAAAGUCCAAAGAUGAGAAUUCUGGUUUAAAGAAGGGGAGUAGGUAUGUGCCAUCAUUCAUCCCACCUCCUAUGGCAACAAAGGGUAAAGAUUAUGAAAAGAAGAUGGAGGAGAAGUCGAAGGAGAAACAAAAAGGAAAGUCCCGGAACAUUGAUCAUUUUAUGGAGGAGUUGAAGCAUGAACAAGAAAUGAGGGAGAAGCGAAACCAAGAGCGUGAACUUUGGCGCGAUACUCAUCCUGGUGACAAUUCUGCUCCAUCCAGCCGGUUUGAUGAGCUGCCAGAUGAUUUUGAUUUGACUGGUAAACCUGGAUCAUUUGACGAGGGAGAUCCACAAACGACAAAUCUUUACGUCGGAAAUUUAUCACCUCAGGUUGAUGAGAAUUUCCUUUUGCGGACUUUUGGGAGAUUUGGACCUAUUGCCAGUGUCAAAAUAAUGUGGCCGAGAACAGAAGAGGAAAAGAGGCGGCAGAGGAAUUGUGGUUUUGUAGCUUUCAUGAAUAGGGCUGAUGCUCAGGCUGCAAGGGAUGAAAUGCAAGGGGUGGUGGUUUAUGAAUACGAAUUGAAGAUGGGGUGGGGUAAAUCUGUCUCUCUUCCAUCCCAAGCUCUUCCUGCUCCACCUCCUGGACAUAUGGCCAUCAGGAGUAAGGAGGGUGCCACUGUUAUCUUGUCUGGUCUGUCUGGUCCUCCAGUGACAUCAGUUCCGAGCCAAAAUUCUGAGCUGGUUCUCACUCCAAAUGUACCUGAUAUUAAUGUUGUUGCACCAGAUGACAAUCAUCUACACCAUGUUAUUGAUACAAUGGCUCUCUAUGUUCUUGACGGUGGCUGCGCAUUCGAGCAAGCUAUAAUGGAGUGCGGCCGUGGAAAUCCUCUUUUUAGUUUUUUGUUUGAUCUUAGUUCCAAGGAGCAUACUUACUAUGUUUGGAGGCUAUACUCAUUUGCGCAGGGGGAUACACUUCAGCGAUGGCGAACAGAGCCAUUUAUCAUGAUAACCAGUAGUGGGAGAUGGAUACCGCCACCUCUACCGACAGCGAAAGGACCAGAACAUGAAAAGGAGUCUGAUAACACUUAUGCUGCUGGGAAAAGCAAGCGAAUAGAAGUGGAACGAACAUUGUCUGAUGCCCAAAGAGAUGAAUUUGAGGACAUGCUACGUGCGUUGACUUUAGAAAGAAGCCAGAUAAAAGAAGCUAUGGGUUUUUCCUUGGAUAAUGCUGAUGCAGCUGGAGAGGUAGUUGAAGUGCUAACUGAGUCCUUGACGCUUAAAGAGACUCCUAUCCCAACAAAAGUUGCACGACUCAUGCUUGUUUCAGACAUUUUACAUAAUAGUAGUGCUCCUGUAAAGAAUGCAUCUGCAUAUCGCACCAAAUUUGAAGGAACUCUACCAGACAUUAUGGAAAGCUUUAAUGACUUGUAUCGUGGUAUAACAGGACGAAUAACAGCUGAGGCCCUUAAGGAACGCGUUCUGAAAGUUCUUCAAGUGUGGGCUGACUGGUUUCUGUUUUCGGAUGCAUAUGUGAAUGGGUUGCGAGCUACCUUUCUCCGUUCGGGUAACUCGGGCGUGAUUCCUUUCCAUUCUAUAAGUGGUGAUGCCCCUGAGCUAGACAGUAAGGUUAGUUCCGAUGGCAUGGUUGAUGGGAUCAAGACUAACCAAGAUGCUGCAUUGGCAAUUGGGAAAGGAGCUGCCAUGCAGGAGCUGUUGAGCUUGCCCCUUGCUGAGCUAGAGAGACGAUGUAGACACAAUGGAUUAUCGCUUAUUGGUGGAAGAGAAACGAUGGUUGCAAGGUUACUUUAUCUGGAAGAGGCAGAAAAGCUAAGGGGUUUAGAUGACGAACUGAAGUCUGCACAAAACCAAUCUAAUAGAGGCAGAAACCCUAGUGGCCAAAGUGAAACAAAAUUUGAAAUGGAUCCAGAGGGUAUGGCAAGAAGGAAAAGUAAUUUGGAUGAGGAUAUGAAGUCAAAAAGAACAGAAUCCUUAUCCCUGUUAAAUCCCCUUUCACACUUUGAACUCAACUCUAUGAGUUCCGCGAAAAAUGGAUCUUUGCUGCCAACCUCUAAGUGGGCCAGGGAGGAUAUUGAAAGUGACGAGGAACAAGAAAGAAAAGCAAAGGAUCUGGGGUUAACUUAUUCGUCUUCUGGGAGUGAACGAGCCGGUGAAAGUCUUAGUAUAACUGAGGAAGUGGAGUCCACUGCUGUUGCAAGCAAUUCAUCACAUCUUGAUGGUGGAAUGAAUGAAGAACAGAGGCAAAAAUUGAGGCGUCUAGAGGUUGCUUUGAUGGAAUAUCGUGAGGCUCUUGAAGAGCAAGGAGUAAAAAGUCCUCAGGAAAUUGAAAGAAAAGUGGCUACUCGUCGUAGUCGGCUACAAUCUGAAUUUGGUUUAUUGGAUACCAACACAGAUUCCAGUAGAAAGAUGCCAUCUUUAGAUAGGAGGGACAGAAGAGAUGAUUCUCAUGAACCUUCAAAGAAGCGUAGGCGUAGCCAAAGCGGAAGUGAAAGCCCUCAAUGGAAAUUCUCCACCAGAGAUCGGGACCGGGACAGUGGUCGAGAGAAAAGUGGGAGCAGGGAGCGGGAUGAUUAUGUAAGAGACAGGGAUAGGAGAAGGGUGAAAUAA